AUGGUUCGUUCCGCCCUGGUCUUCAAUGGCGACUUCGCCCGCACUUACGAGUCGUCCUCGACUCGCGAGCAUCAUUCGCACGGCGGCUCCGUCAAAAACAAAAGCAAGCUUGUCAACGGGCGGUUUUCUGCAACUCUGACGACGGAUGCCGUUAGGAAGGAGGACACCGGGCAGAAAUCCGGGGAGCGAUCCAUGUUUGUGUUUGUGUAA
Molecule: messenger RNA, 210 nt
Organism: Penicillium nucicola
Lineage: Eukaryota; Fungi; Ascomycota; Eurotiomycetes; Eurotiales; Aspergillaceae
Exons: 1
Coding region: 1-210 (69 amino acids)
Source: RefSeq, a predicted model, not a curated record